GGCGCCGGGUCGAGGGGGCUCUCGGAGACUCAAGCGGUGGCGGCCAUAACGAUGGCGCCGACCCUGAACCUCAACAACGAGGUUGUAAAGAUGAGAAGAGAAGUGAAGAAGGUGAGAGUUUUGACAAUUCGCAAGCUAACUCGACACAUUGCAAAACUAAAGGCAAAAAAGGGUACUGAAGAUGCAGUACUGAAAAAUCAUAAACGUGCACAGAGGUUAUUGGAAGAAAUUCAUGCUAUGAAGGAAAUAAAACCUGAUCAAGUUACCAAACUAGCUCUUGGUGGAGAAAUUAAUUUUGAGCUUGUCUGCAAAAAGCCUGAUUCUACAGCGACAGAUAGAGCACUAGCUAGACUGACAACUCACCCACUGCUGAGGACAAAAAUUGCUGAUAUUAAAGCCACUUGUUUUUUUUUAGCUGCUGUAAAAGCCUUUAAAGAUGCAAGAAGGAAGCCAGCUAGACCCAUUUCUGCAGAGGAGCAUAAAUCAGAAGAAGAGCUUACCAAACAACCUGAAGUGACCCAGCAUUCCAAUAUCAAUGAACAUAACCAAGUGUUUAAACAAGGCAAAGUAGAGGUGGGAGAGAAGUCACGCACUGACAAGGGAAAGAAGCAAAUUUGUAAGAAAGAGAAACAAAAAAAUCUAGACAGUGAGAAAUGCCCCUCAGAUGGUUCUACAGUGCAGGCUCUAAAGGAUCAUGAAUUAGUUCAUAAGAGUCAGCUGGAAAUGACAGUCUGUCCAGAAAGAAAGGAACAGGUAAGUGAUCUCCUUUACAGGGCAGAAGAUGAAUCAGACAGUGAUGCAAGUAACACUGAAGAAAAGGCAGCAGAGGAGGAGUACUUCGAUGACAGCACUGAAGAGAGAUUCUAUAAUCAGUCUUCUGGCUCUGAUGAAAGCGAUGAUAAUGAUGAUUUCUUCAUUGGCAAAGCAAAGAGGAUUAAAAAGAAAGGGGCAGCUGAUCUUUCGUCACUUACAGAAGAUAAAGACAAGAGCAUGGUGGUAAAAGAAACAAAGUAUUCACAAUUUGACCCUGUGCAGGAUUCAGACAUACAAGGCAGCUAUCCAAAUGCAAAAAUCAAGAAGCUACAAUCUGUAUUUUAUCCUUCAUUGUCCAAUUCUGAGCAGAAAUCCAAGACUGUAAAAAGAACUUCUAGAGACCAUCUUUCCAAAAACAAAAUGAUGGCGUUUCAAAAAAAAUGUCCACAGAAACGGUUGUCCAAAAGUAUAGGUACAAAGCAAGAUCUUAAGAGAGAACGGUUGGCACAACCUCUUCAUCCUUCAUGGGAAGCAAGUAGGAAACGUCGAGAGCAAACUUCUCAAAUUACAUUAUUCCAAGGAAAAAAGAUAAUAUUUGAAGACUAAUUUUUUUCUAGUAAAUCCAGAGUAGUGCACAUUUAAUUGAGCUCAUAGAGAGAGGAACUUUGCCAUCUUGACAGCCUCCCCCAAAGCUGUUUCCGAAGGUCAAGAGGGCCUUGUGAUCAAAUAGAAAAGUGGCAAGAGCUUGCAGAAGAGAGGAAAAUCCCCCAUAAUUCUCUGAUGACCCCAACUGUCAAGAAGAGUUUUCAGAAGAGACACAGGGAAAAGGAAUCAGCAAUAUUUCUUCCACAAACUUCAUUCCAAUUUCAGUAGUUAAUAUCCAAGCUAUGUAGUUAGUAUCCAAGCUACAUAAAAUUAAAAUAUUAAGAUUUUUAUGGACAAAAAUGUGGUAGGUUUCAUUUUUCUAACUUAAUUAUACAAAGUCAGUAUUAAUCUUGAAGAUAUUGGGUUGGUUCUAGCAGUAAGUGCUGGCUGACAUGAACCUUCCCACUUCCCUCUACCUGAUGCCAAGAAAGUGGACAAAUAGCCUUGCAGGCUGAGAAGCUACAAUGGGGAGGCAAAGUGGGACAAAAUCACCCUUGUUGCCUCUUUCCCCCUACUCAUUGCAGCCCAUUGCAGGCACAUUUAUUUCUUGUGUGCCAAUAUUUGGAAAUCUUGCUGACGUAUACACUUUUUGUAGUUAGAGCCUUGUAAUUGUAUCUUCUAAUUUUUCUAAAAGGCCAUUCUCCAUUUGUAUUUUUAAAUUGAGGCAGCUAUUUAAAAAAUGCUUCAGCUGCAAUUUGGCCUCUCAACAAGUGGAUAAAUUUGUAAGUACUCAAGAUGUAAUGAAUCCUUCACCUUGGCCUGUUCCUUCCAUUUGGUAAUUAAUUUCCAAAGCCUUGUAUGAAAAAACUUUAAUGAAGUCAAUUAAGUUUAAGAAUGUGAAAAACCAGAAUAGAGUGUGUUUCUGGUGCCUGUUCACAAAGCUAAAAUCCAUCUGACCAAGUUAAAUGACACCUGAAAAUGAGUGUCUAAAUAAAUACACUCACUGGUACAUCUUCUUAAUAUUCUGCAAGACUAAACGGGGAUUUGACUGUGUUGAGUGGUAUUAUGCAUGUUUGACUCCAGGUAUGGCAGUAGUGAAAAAGGAAAGCACUGUAGUAGGGAUUAUUGCAACAUAGCUUCUACUUGUAUUUGUUUUACAGAUUUAUAUUUAUGUGAACCACCUCAUUUUUAAAUAAAUAGUUAAUUUUAGACUAGAUGGCAUUGUAUCUUUCCAUUAACAAGACUUUAAUUAAUUUAUGCAGAUAGAACUAGGGAUGUGAAU
This is a messenger RNA of Eublepharis macularius, 2620 nucleotides long. It is a transcript of the gene SRFBP1, whose product is annotated as serum response factor binding protein 1. The coding region runs from base 52 to 1359 and encodes 435 amino acids. Gene Ontology annotation, biological process: maturation of SSU-rRNA. NCBI's taxonomy places the organism in Eukaryota, Metazoa, Chordata, Lepidosauria, Squamata, Eublepharidae. Gene Ontology annotation, cellular component: 90S preribosome; nucleus. The transcript is spliced from 8 exons. The record is from RefSeq and is a predicted model, not a curated record.